AUGUCGAAGCCGUCGCAGGACUCCCACGGCGAGAUGAGGCGUGCAAUCCAACAGAGACCCAACGCCAAGUGUAUUGUCGUGGGUUUUGAUUUUGGAACAACGUACCGCUUGAGCGACGCCGAGAUCCGCACGGUUCGUGCCUGGCCGAGCUCCUACGGACCCGAUCGGGACGAGAGCAAGGUGCGCUCAGUGCUCAUCUACAAUUCCAAGCAAGAGCUCAUCAAAUGGGGCUACGAGGAGGCCGAGGGCGAUGAGAUCGUCUUGGAGUGGUUCAAGCUCGCCAUCGUGCGCGAGAAGGAUCUCCCCGAACACCUACGCAACUCCACCAAGCUCAAGGAGACCAGAGACAAGAUCAAGGAGCUAGGACUCACGCCGAAGGAGGUCAUAAGCCAGUACAUCCUCAAGAUCUGGGACCAUGCCAAGGGAGAGAUCAAGAAGACCCUCGGAGAGCGAGACUUCAACGCCAUGCCCAUCAGGGUCGUCUUCACAGUCCCCGCUAUCUGGGGAAACCGCCAAAUCAAGGACAUGGAGGAUGCUGCCUCGAUCAGCAUAAUUUCCGAGCGGGACGCGGGCAUGACGACCGUCCAGCACAUCUCUGAGCCCGAGGCAGCCGUGCAGGCCUACGCGCGCCAGCUGCAGGACAAGCUGCGCAAGGACGAGGCCGUGGUGGUACCGGACCUGGGCGGAGGGACAAACGAUGUCAUCUCCUACUUGAGGGUAGGCGACGGAGAUCAGUUCAAGGAAGCUACCCAUGGAGCUGGCGACAUUUACGGAGCGAUCCAAGCCGACGAGGCAUUCGAGAAGCUACUGAUCAGCAGGCUGCCGGCAAAACACCAAGACCUCAAUACCAAGAACCCGACCGCCUGGGCGAGGAUCAUGAAGGAGCAGUGGCAGCACAUCAUCAAGCGUAGCUUCGAGUACAAGGGCACCGGCCGCAUCUGGCCCGUCAUCCUCUCCAACGCCACCUCCGACGUGGACGUAGUCCACCUGCAUGAGAACGAGAUCCGCAAGGUCUUCGAGGACUCCGUCAUGCCGCACAUCAUCGGCCUCGUCAAGCAGCAGGUCAAGCAGGUGAAGAAGGCCAACAGCGGCAAGGCCCCCGUCGUCAUCCUGCCCGUCGGCGGCUUUGGACGGUGCCCGUACGUCCUCCAGCGGCUGCGUGAGGAGUUCGAGGGCGUCAGCAUCCCCGGGACGCGGGCCAAGAAGAGCGGCGACGGCGCGCGCAAGAAGCAGAAGCUGGACGACGACUCCCCCGCUAAGAAGAUCGAGGUGCACAGCGAGACGGGUGAGAUGCCGUGGACUUCUGUCUGCCGCGGCGCCUGCCUGUAUGGCCUGGGCGGGCAGAUGAACAUGUGCCUUGUGAAGAGCCGGUUGUCGAGGACUCAUGUGUGCUUCGUCAAGAAUGCAGUUGGUUCGGUGAAGGAGGGUGGCGUCUGGAACCCCAACUUUGGCCAGUACAUGAUCCCGGACAAGCUGCAGUAUCUGGUGAAGAAGGGCGAUCCGAUCGACACCACCGAGAAGGCACAGACGGGCAUGUUCUUCGCCUUUGACCUCGCGGAAAAGGGCAUGCAUUGUAAGGAAUCGGUCUUUUACGCAUACGAUGGCGACUCGGCCCCUGCGCGAUACAACCCUACCGAUGCCGCCUUUCGGGAGUACGGUGUGAUGAACAUCAAGGUCCCGAAGCCGAUCGAGAAGCUCCCAAUCGAGCGGCAGGACGACGGUAUGGAAAGACGGGUCUUCGAUUACAUGCUCCAAAAGGAGAUCGUCGGUGGCUCGGUCAAAGUCACCACCAUUGACCCUGCAACUGGGAAGGUGGUGGGAGAACUGGUCAUGGCUGACCUCGACAAUUUCUAG
Molecule: messenger RNA, 1854 nt
Organism: Diaporthe batatas
Lineage: Eukaryota; Fungi; Ascomycota; Sordariomycetes; Diaporthales; Diaporthaceae
Exons: 4
Coding region: 1-1854 (617 amino acids)
Molecular function (GO): ATP-dependent protein folding chaperone; ATP binding
Source: RefSeq, a predicted model, not a curated record